Molecule: messenger RNA, 2114 nt
Organism: Solanum verrucosum
Lineage: Eukaryota; Viridiplantae; Streptophyta; Magnoliopsida; Solanales; Solanaceae
Exons: 1
Coding region: 1-2100 (699 amino acids)
Source: RefSeq, a predicted model, not a curated record
AUGAUAUCCACACAGUACUUUAUCUUCUUCUUCUUCUUCUUCUUCAGCUUUGCUUCAUCCCAUGAUACCAGUAUAAUAUUCACCACCUUAGGAAGAUCAACUUAUGCCUUCGACAUCUUUGCUCUUCCAACAACACACCCACAAACCGAAUUCCAGUUGACCGAUGGCAAUUCCGUUAACUUUAACGGCCAUUUCCCGGCCACCCUACCACCUUCCCUGCUCUCCCGCCUACCCGAUGAUGAUUCUGUCAAUUCCGGGAAGCUGCCGUUUCAUCUUAUCUAUGUGACGGAAAGGAACGGCACCCACCAUGUAUUUUACGACGCUGUGUUUCAUGGCGUUGGUGAAAGAAGAGCCAUACUUGAGUUUCCAUCUCAAACUGAAUCGACUCGAAUUCAGGUUCCUUUGGUGGGUUUUGAGCAGUCCGGUGGGAGGGUUUCUAUGAAAGAUAAGCCUAGUUUAUCUGGGGAAUUUUUGAUAUACGUAUCGACUCAUGAGGAUUCCGAUGUGCCGAGGACGAGCUGGGCUGCGGUAUAUUCGACUCACUUGGGUUCCGGGUUGACCCGGAGGUUGACACCUAAAGGGGUUGCUGAUUUCAGCCCGGCAGUGUCUCCUUCCGGCGUUUGGACGGCGGUGGCAUCGUACGGGGAAAAGGGUUGGAGUGGGGAGGUUGAGGAACUCGCUACGGAUAUCUAUGUGUUCAUGACUCGUGAUGGGUCGGGUCGGGUUAAGGUGGUGGAGCACGGUGGCUGGCCGACAUGGGCUGAUGAGUAUACUCUGUAUUUCCACCGGAGGUGCGAUGAUGGGUGGUGGAGUGUGUUCAAAGCUGUACUUCCAAAAUCAGGUGAACUAAGUGUCGACUCAAUCUCUACCCAGCGAGUCACACCACCGGGUUUGCACGUGUUCACACCAGCAUCUUCUCCGGCCAACAAGAAUCUCAUCGCCGUCGCUACCAGAAGAGCAGGUUCAGAGUAUCGGCACAUCGAGCUAUUCGACGUUGUUUCUAAGAAGUUCACAGAGAUAACCCGACCCGUUUCACCUCAUGCUCAUCAUCUGAACCCGUUCUUUUCGCCGGAUUCUUCAUGGGUUGGAUACCAUAAAUGUCGAGGCUCAGGCAAUGGAAGAGGGAGCGAUACACUGUUACUGGAAAAUCUUCGAAACCCGUUACCCGGAAUCUCUCUAUUCCGGAUUGACGGGUCAUUUCCAUCAUUUUCACCAAAUGGUGAUCGGAUAGCUUAUGUGAGGUUACCUGGAUUAUAUGUGGUGAACUACGACGGAUCAGGUCUGCGUAAAAUUUCAUCAAGAACAGCCUUUUCCACAGCUUGGGACCCGAAAAGAAAGGGAGUAAUUUACACUAGCUUUGGACCAACAUUUGCUAGUGAAAGUACAGAAGUGGAUAUUAUUUCCAUCAAUGUAGAUGAUGAAGACUUGAGCUACAAACAAAUGACAAUAGGAGGGCAGAAUAACGCGUUUCCGUCCCCUUCACCUGAUGGAAAAUGGAUCGUCUUCCGAUCAGGGAGAUCAGGUCACAAGAACUUGUACAUAAUGGAUGCUUUGGAAGGAGAGGUGGGUGGUCUACGUCGAUUGACAGAGGGGCCAUGGACAGAUACCAUGUGUAAUUGGUCACCGGAUGGUGAAUGGAUUGCAUUUGCAUCUGAUCGAGAAAACCCCGGGUCAGGUAGUUUCGAGAUGUAUAUGAUUCACCCUAAUGGAACAGGACUCAAGAAGGUGAUCCAGAGUGGUACAGGUGGGAGGACUAACCACCCCUAUUUCAGCCCGGAUGGGAAGUAUAUAGUUUUCACUUCAGAUUACGCGGCUGUAUCAGCUGAGCCCAUCUCGAACCCUCAUCAUUAUCAGCCAUAUGGUGAUAUAUAUGUGAUCAAAUCAGACGGCUCGGACAUCCGAAGAUUAACACACAAUUCGUAUGAGGAUGGUACGCCCGCUUGGGGACCUACUUUCAUAAAACCUGUGGAUGUAGAAUGGCCUAAUGGUGGACAUCCCUGUUCUUUUGAAGAUUGUCACUGGCUGAAUGUUAGGCCUAAUGCCAGUGUAAUGGAUGCAUCCUUUGGCUUAGGUUCUGCCAAGAUUGAGUGUGCUCAAUGAACUUCUCUUAUAGG